GUCAACACAACCACAAAACCAUAAAACUACCAACGCAUGCUUCGAUCUUCAAGAUUCAGUCAUGAUCGAGUCUCGACCUCAUUUCUGAAUCCAACUCAAUACCACUGCCGGCGGUAUGAUGGCCAUGGUCAUGUCUCGCCCUUUGGUCUUGUCGCUCAAACCGAGCAAGGCCUUGCUGUCCCAACAUCCCCACUCAGCCAGUCUGUAAGGGAUAGCGAUAUCAGCAACAAGCCACAUUGAGAACUGUGGCGGUUGCCGCCAUUCCCUUCCAUGCAAGACUGAGUUUCGGUAGAGAGAAGAAGAAUGAAUCCACAUAUAUCCUCGGCCAAUGCGGGUGUGAUAAGGACCCCGCGCGUUGAUGCAGUCAUCCGCAUGGCCCUCGCCCCUUGCGCUCUUCUGCACUUCUGCAUCUCGAUGAGAAUUGCCGAUGCCACCAUUGCGUGCUGGGACUACGUGGUCCUAUUUGAGACAGUGGUGAAGUGAAGUGGUGAGUACCGGGUUGUCGGUCCAUGUUCUGAGACAG
Aspergillus japonicus CBS 114.51 is the source of this 523-nucleotide messenger RNA. RefSeq lists its product as uncharacterized. NCBI's taxonomy places the organism in Eukaryota, Fungi, Ascomycota, Eurotiomycetes, Eurotiales, Aspergillaceae. The transcript has a single exon. The annotation marks the transcript as partial. The record is from RefSeq and is a predicted model, not a curated record.